Protopterus annectens (West African lungfish) is the source of this 1491-nucleotide messenger RNA. RefSeq names its product carboxypeptidase B2 (gene CPB2). The record is from RefSeq and is a predicted model, not a curated record. NCBI's taxonomy places the organism in Eukaryota, Metazoa, Chordata, Ceratodontiformes, Protopteridae. The transcript has 11 exons. Bases 70 to 1335 code for a protein of 421 amino acids. Gene Ontology annotation, molecular function: zinc ion binding; metallocarboxypeptidase activity. Gene Ontology annotation, biological process: fibrinolysis; proteolysis.
AUUUACUUUCUGAGUUUCCAGUUCUCAAAGUAGCAUAUAUUUUGGCUAUAAAGUUUUUCAGUUUUGGAAAUGAAUCUUCAGCUUAUAGUUUUUCUUUUGACCUUCCUCGUCAGUCCAAAACUGGCCUCAGAAUUAUCCAGGGAUCAAGUCCUGUGUGUUACACCUCAGACAGAGAGUGAAGUGGAAACUAUCAGGAAUGUAACAACGGAAUUUAGGCUUGUACUAUGGCAGCCAGACUCAGUACAACAUAUUGCAAAAAGUAAAGAUGCUCAUCUUUACGUAACUGCAUCUGAUGUCCAACAACUUAAACAGAAGUUUACUGAAAACAACAUUACAUACAGAGUAAUGGUAGAAAACACUCAGCCUCUUAUAGAAAAGCAAAUGGUGAACCUUACAGCUGACCCACGCAAUGCUGUUUCAUAUUAUGAGCAGUAUCAUCCUCUAUCCGAAAUUUAUGCUUGGAUGAUCCAAAUAUCUGAUAGAUAUCCAGAAUUACUCCAGCUUAUACCAAUUGGAUCAUCAUAUGAAAAACGCCCACUCUACGUCUUAAAGCUGUAUGGAAAACAGAGAAAAGCCAAAAGUGCUGUCUGGAUUGACUGUGGUAUCCAUGCCAGAGAAUGGGUAUCCCCUGCCUUCUGCCAAUGGUUUGUGGGUCAUGCUGUGGAAUUUUAUGACAGAGAUCCACUGAUGAAAAGCAUUCUUGAUGUCCUGGACUUUUAUGUUCUUCCUGUGAUGAAUGUUGACGGUUAUGAAUACACAUGGAAUGUUGAUCGAAUGUGGAGAAAAAAUCGAGCCAAAUAUGAUGACAGCAACUGUAUAGGGACAGAUCUGAACAGAAACUUUGAUGCAGGAUGGUGUGGGCCAGGUGCAUCAAAAAAUCCAUGUGAUGCUACAUACUGUGGACCUUUUCCAGAGUCUGAGCCAGAAGUCAGAGCGGUAGCUCGUUUCCUGCGAUGGAAUAAGGAGAACAUAAAGGGCUACAUAACAAUACAUUCGUACUCCCAGAUGCUGCUGUUUCCAUAUUCGUACACUACAAAUAAAGCAAAGGAUCACAAAGAGCUGUCAGACAUGGCAACCAAGGCAGUGAAUGCUAUUAAGAAUUAUUACUACAACAGAUAUACUGCUGGUCCUGGUGCAGAAACAAUUUAUUUGGCUCCUGGAGGAUCAGAUGACUGGGCAUAUGACAUUGGCAUCAAAUAUUCAUUCACAUUUGAACUGCGUGAUAAAGGGCAAUAUGGGUUUCUUCUACCACCUAAUUUAAUAAAACCAACUUGUUUAGAAACACUUACAGCUGUUAAAGUAAUAUUACAACAUAUCAAGCAGAAUGUUGAAUAACUGCUACUUAAAAGGUGUUAGGGUGUGGGAUAACAGAAAUAUUUCCAAAAAGUUUCACUUCAGAAAACUAAACUGAAAUGCUUUUGUUUAAUAAAUUGUAAAUUGUGCUCUUUACAUGAUUAAGCAACCACAAUAAAUAUGAAUAUAUAAUAUUAA